AUGAAUUUUAUUUAUAAAAUUCUUUGUUUAAGGAAUAUUAAAUGUUGUCCCACUACUAUGGACAUUUUCCUGAUGCUAAUUUUGGCUGUGAUAAUAUUUUCAUGUGGCGUGAUAUGUACCCUGGUGAUCGAGUUUUAUUUAGUGAAAAAGUACUUCGAGUCCGGACCGGAGUCAAAGUCUCCGGAGAAGCCAACCAAGUGUUAUGGAAAAGCCGAAUUACCUGACCAGCUCCUGGAGUCGAUCGACGAGCUUAAGGAGAAGUCCCGCGGGCAUUACCCGUCGCAGGGAAACGAGAACCUGGCGAUAAACCUGACCCUGCAGUUCCUGUUCAACGAGCUGAAGAACGCCGAGCGGGUCAGGUUGUGGCUCACCCGGAAGCUCAACAACGAGUUUAAAGAACUGCUGACGCAAAGUACCACCAGAAGAGUUUUCGACAGUGUCCAGCUCCGCGACCUGUACCUGGGGAGCCAGUUCCCGACGAUCAAGGGCCUGGAGGUUGCAAACGCAGUGAUCGACAAGGACACCGGCCUCCUGGAGACCCUGGACCUAGCCCUUGACCUUCAUUAUUCCGGGAACUUCCAGCUGUCGAUAGACGUCAAGAUGUUCCGGGGCAGAACCGCGAACUUGUCUUUGCAAAUCCUGGAACUGGAGGUCCAGAGCCACUUUCAAGGCCGUCAGCUGAAGCCGCAGAUCGUGGCACCGAUCAUAACUCAGAUCCGUCGCGCAAUUCAGAGAAAACACACCCUUCCGCAGUACAAGAUGCGCUACAAGCCGUUCUUCCGUCGGCUGAACGACGAGGACAUUGACCUGGCUGAAGUGUGUGCUCAGCUGACUCCAGGGCAGCUGGACGUCGUCCUCGUGGAGGUUAGCCGCCUAAAUCUGGCCCAGAGUAACCUUUCUCUGGAGGAUUUGUCGCUGAUUGAAGUUUACUGCACGGUUAGUGUAGAUUCUACACCCUGGGUCUACCUGACGCAGUACAACGGCGUCCCCUACAUGGUUCUCGACUUAAUAAUCAGCAAGAGCAACAAUCACCAGCUGGGCGUUGUCUUUAAACAAGAAACAAUCCCCGAAAUCGGUCAGAACUGCGUUGUGGUUGAAACUAUCGUCGCGGGGAGCGCAGCGGGGGUCGCAGAAAUGCGCAAGGGCGAUAUCUUGGUCUCCGUCGACGGUAAAAAGGUCGGGAACAUGAACCAGGUUGGUAAAUUGGUAAAAAAUGCCGCUCAGAGGAGGUUUGUCAUUCGCGUAGAGCGAAAAUACACGAAAAACGACGAAGAUACUGCUGCGCAUGCGCAGGGACUGUUCCAUCCUGCGCAAAACCUGUUCCAGGGCUCUGCGCAUGCGCAAGGACUGUUCCACGGUUCAAAAAGCAAACACGAGCCGCAAAUUAAGUUCUCGGAGCUUAAAGACCAUCACUCGGACAAUGAGACGCCCAGUUCCGGGGAAAGUGGGAUUAAAUUGUUCCGUCGGCGCAAGAGCAGCGUCCAUGUACCUGAAGAAUCCCUCGAGCACCUGACCAGGAGGAUUUCGACGAUCAGCAACCUGUCCUCGGGGUCUAGCAAUGCUUGGAACGAUGAACUGACCAUCAACGACCUGACCUCGAUGACCAAGGAGAAGGUCUACGCGUCGACGAUAACCUUCGAGGAGUCCAGGACCUAUCAGAUUGAUUCAGAGUUCCUGUACCUGAACGUCGGAGUCUGGGCGAGGCUCAGGGGCGGAGAAUUUGCGCCCAAGAUUCUAGGGUACCUCAAUGUUCCGAUAAAACUUGUUCUCAGUCAGUGUUCCACGUCGACUACCGGGUUCUACUUGAAACCUCAACCCCUACUCCCGCCUGAUACAGCUUCGUUCGCGUCACUCAAUUCUAAACUUCAAGGAUACUCAGGGUUUGAUCCGAGUCUGUGUUAUGGAGACAUUUUGUUGUCAUACAGAUGGACGUCUAAUCAAACUAAGCGUCGCAAUGCUAAUGGAGACUCAGCUAAACGAGAGGAAGUUAAUAAAAGUUCUCCUGUUGCUGCUGGGGGCGAUGCUGGGGAAAAAAAAUUACAUGAUUUUAUUCGUACGCACUUUCAUCGAGCUACUCAUUGUGAUUUUUGUUCUAAAAAGAUAUGGUUAAAAGAUGCAAUUCAAUGCCGAGAUUGCGGAAUGGUGUGUCACAAAAAAUGUCAAGCGCGUUGUCAAAGUACAACAUCCUGCGGAGCAGAAAGUCUGACGAACCUAGCCUUCGAAGUCGAUGAACUAACAGAUGGCUCCACUAAUUCCUCGCUGGGAGACGUCAAUCCUGAAAUAUCACUGACCGGGUGUGAAGAAAACGUUCAGGGGGUGGCUGUCAAGGCCAGUGCUAUUGCUAACUCUUUGCUGGGGCUUAAGAAAGCUGGGAGUACUAGUAACUUGGCGCCACCUACGUCUUCUGGUGGGAGCGGAUCAAGAAGCUUGCCUCCCAAAGGCGCAGAACCGAGCGUAGCAAGCCCUCUGGUGGCUGGAGAACUAAACGAGGGUCUAAUGUCUCAUGCCAAAGAAACCGGAAAAUUUUUGUACCGCGACCUGGAGCCAAAUGACCGAAUUGACAAAAUUAAUUUCAUGAUGGGAAAAUUAAAGGCGGCCUUGGACGUCGAGUCAAGUUCACGUUUAGAGCUGUCGCAAUCGGGAGACUCAGACAGCGCAAAAUUGAUAGCUCAGAGUGAUUUACGCGUUCAAGCACUGUCAGUUCUUUUGCUCCACUAUUGUGCGGGCCUACAACAUGCGCAAGAGUUCAAACAAACGGCCUAA
Molecule: messenger RNA, 2763 nt
Organism: Cotesia congregata
Lineage: Eukaryota; Metazoa; Arthropoda; Insecta; Hymenoptera; Braconidae
Source: the annotation of a GenBank genome assembly